Messenger RNA from Effrenium voratum, 378 nucleotides. The record is from the annotation of a GenBank genome assembly. NCBI's taxonomy places the organism in Eukaryota, Dinophyceae, Suessiales, Symbiodiniaceae.
GCCGGCACCGCGAGCGCGAGAAGCGCGCCGAGAGAGCGUCUCUUCCGGGCUUCCAGGUGAGGCUGAGCAACAUCCCGCAGGAGCUCACGGCUCGAGAUCUCGCGGAGGCCUUUACGGAGGUCUCCGGGAGCCGGGUGGAGUCCGUGGACCUCCUCCGUGACGGCGGCGGCAGAGCCACCGGGGAAGCCGUGAUCAUCUUCGCGGCCUUGCGCGAUGCCCAGAACGCGGUGCGGCGCUACCAUGGGGGCGACCUCAAUGGCCGACGCCUGGAGGCCGUGUAUGAGGGCGAGGUCAAUGUGAGAUGACACUCGGGGGCAGCCCAAGCUGAUUUUUUUGUUCUUCUUCCUCUUCUUCCUCCUCUUUUUUUUUCUUUUCUCC